GCCGCGCUCUGAACGCUGACCCUGCUGGAACCUCGUCCCGAGGGAUGUCCUGAUCGCGGCGGCGGAGUCGCGAGCCGAGCAGGGGAAGCGGCCGGUCUCCCUGGUCCCUCAGGGCUGUCGGUGGACGUCCGCCGGAGCCGAGGCCGAGAUGUCCCCGGAAUCGAAAAAGCUUUUCAACAUCGUUAUUUUAGGAGUGGCCUUUAUGUUUAUGUUCACCGCCUUUCAGACUUGUGGGAAUGUGGCGCAAACUGUCAUCCGGAGUUUAAACAGCACGGACUUCCACGGCAGCGGCUACACCAGCAUGGCCAUCAUUUAUGGGGUGUUCUCUGCUUCCAACCUGAUCACGCCGUCUGUGGUUGCCGUCGUCGGACCUCAGCUCUCCAUGUUUGCCAGCGGGUUAUUCUACAGCAUGUACAUUGCCGUUUUUAUCCAGCCUUUCACGUGGUCCUUCUAUACUGCCUCCGUGUUCCUGGGAGUCGCAGCUGCGGUCCUCUGGACAGCACAAGGAAACUGCCUGACAAUCAACUCGGACGAGCACACUAUUGGGAGGAACAGCGGGAUUUUCUGGGCACUCUUGCAGUCCAGCUUGUUCUUUGGAAAUCUCUACAUAUAUUUUGCUUGGCAAGGGAAAACUCACAUUUCAGAGAGUGACCGGAGAACAGUGUUCAUCGCCCUCACGGUGAUCAGCCUCAUCGGGGCUGUGCUCUUCUUUCUCAUUCGGAAGCCAGAUGUGGAGAACGUCCUGGGAGAGGAGGAGUCUUCCGACGACCAGGACCUGGAAACCAAUGCGUCCACCCAGACCACCAUGACCAAGGCAGCUGAUGCAUUCAGAAAGUCUGUUAAAUUAUGUGUCACCAAGGAGAUGCUGCUUUUAAGUGUUACGACUGCAUACACAGGUAAUGCAUCUGCCACCUGGGUUUUCUAUGCAGGUGUGCCAGGCCUCACAAUUUCUCUUCUCCUCUCCUCUUUCCUCUCCUCUCCCUUCCUCAUUGGACUUUCUGGCAUUUUCAUCGGAAUUGGAGAAAUUUUAGGCGGGAGCCUCUUCGGCCUGCUGAGCAAGAACAGCCGUUUUGGCCGGAACCCAGUGGUGCUGUUGGGCAUCCUGGUGCACUUUGUUGCUUUUUACCUCAUAUUUCUCAACAUGCCAGCGGACGCCCCCAUCGCCCCCGUCGAGGGAACCAGCAGCAGCGCUUACAUCAAGCCCAGCAAGGAGGUGGCCAUCCUCUGCAGUUUCCUGCUGGGUCUCGGCGACAGCUGCUUCAACACCCAGCUGCUCAGCAUCCUGGGCUUCCUAUACGCGGAGGACAGCGCGCCCGCCUUCGCCAUCUUCAAGUUUGUGCAGUCCAUCUGCGCAGCCGUGGCGUUCUUCUACAGCAACUACCUGCUCCUGCACUGGCAGCUGCUGGUCAUGGUGACGUUCGGGUUCUUUGGGACACUCGCGUUCUUCACCGUGGAGUGGGACGCUGCCGCCAUCGUGGCCCGCGGCUCUGACUACCGCAGCAUCUGAGCAGCUGCUGCCCGGGAGAGACGGUGUCCUCACACAUGCCAGCUGGCCGCGGUGUUCGGUGGGGAAGCCGCCUCUCCUCUGGAAAAUCCAGGAAUUAGACUGUUCAGCCUGCCAGAGGUGGUGUCAAGUUUACAGAUAUUGCUAUUUCAGACAAAUCGAAUAAGGGAUGCUUGUUUUGCCAAUGA
Molecule: messenger RNA, 1692 nt
Organism: Ochotona princeps (American pika)
Lineage: Eukaryota; Metazoa; Chordata; Mammalia; Lagomorpha; Ochotonidae
Gene: MFSD11
Product: major facilitator superfamily domain containing 11
Exons: 14
Coding region: 149-1507 (452 amino acids)
Source: RefSeq, a predicted model, not a curated record